AUGCCAGUCACGAGGGCUCGAUUUGGAUGCCGAGCUGCCAGGCCCUGGUGGGCGGAGCUGGAUCCCGAGGACUUCCCAGAUCUGCCACCCAUCCCCACGUACGCCUUGGAGGCUGGGUCAGAGCUGCUGUGGUCGCUGACCAUCCAAGUGCCGUUCGACACUCCGAAGCCGCGGACCAACAACGUAUUCCGAGUGCGCGUGAUGGAUCCCAACAAGGUGGCGGUUGAUGGAAAUUUGUGGCUGCCCGGUGAGGAGGCUGGGGCAGUGCGUGUCAGGAUUUUGAUGCGAUCGAGCUAA
This is a messenger RNA of Effrenium voratum, 297 nucleotides long. The record is from the annotation of a GenBank genome assembly. NCBI's taxonomy places the organism in Eukaryota, Dinophyceae, Suessiales, Symbiodiniaceae.